Molecule: messenger RNA, 4488 nt
Organism: Sebastes umbrosus (honeycomb rockfish)
Lineage: Eukaryota; Metazoa; Chordata; Actinopteri; Perciformes; Sebastidae
Product: SH3 domain-binding protein 4
Exons: 5
Coding region: 277-3162 (961 amino acids)
Cellular component (GO): cytoplasm
Molecular function (GO): protein binding
Source: RefSeq, a predicted model, not a curated record
GGAGCUCUGCUGCUUUCCUCCAGGAGAGGAGGAGAGAGAGACCUUGGUGGAUCCGCUCUCACACACAUCCAGCUCCGCCACCUUCACCACCACCACCGGGAGAGCUCGACGAGGAAAACUGAGCCUCGCUUUUUGUUUUUCAUGGACUAAAACCAGACUUCUCCUCUGCCAGAGAUCAUGGGAGGCUGUUGACAUCCGACUUGGCCACAAGCAACAUUAAUUAAUACAUUAGAGUAGCGUGAACACACCGGCUGGUGCACAGUGAAGGGUCCGAACAUGGCCGCCCAUCGAAUCAGAGCCACCACCACCAACAACACCUCUCUCCCACGCUGCAAGUCCGAGGGGACGCUCAUCGAUCUCAGUGAUGGAGUGUCAGAAGCCAGUCUCAAUGACGUCAAAGUGCCUUCUCCCAGUGCCUUACGACUGGACGCAACUGCCUCCUUCGGUGCUGCCAGGGAAGUCGUUGCCAUCAAGGACUACUGCCCAUCCAGCUUCACCACCCUCAAGUUCUCUAAAGGGGACCGCCUCUACGUUCUGGACUCGACAGGGGCAGAGUGGUGGUACGCCCACAACAACACGGAGAUGGGUUACAUCCCUGCAGCUUAUGUGGAGCCCAUCAACUACAGGGACUCGUCCUUCAGCGACAGCGGGAUGAUCGACACGGUUGGCGACUGUAAUGAAGAGGCAGCCAAAGAAAUGGACCUUCUAGGAGAGUGGUCGGGGGUGAUUCUGAAACCAACCACCUUCCAAAAUGGAAAUCCUUUUGCAACAACCCAUACCUCUACAAACCCCUUCCUAAGCAGGGGUCCUCAGAGCUCACUUGAUCAGAACAGUAACGAGAAAUCAGUUGACCUCCUUCUGUUUGAUACGCUCGCUCCAUCAGUGCCCAACUCCACCAGCAGCACCGCCAUCAAUGGUUUUGGCAGUGGCGUUUUUAACCCUCUUAGUCCCCCAAUGGGGCAAACGUUGCGCAGGGACAACCCCUUUUUUAGAAGCAAACGGUCCUACAGUCUGUCUGAGCUGUCCAUCCUGCAGGCUCAGUCCGACCCCCCUCAGGCCUCCUCUAGUUUCUUCGGAGGUCUGAAAGCACCGGCGCCAGAGCAGUUCCAGAGCAGGGAGGACUUCCGGACAGCGUGGCUCACCCACCGCAAGCUAGCCAGGUCGUGCCACGAUUUGGACUCGCUGGGUCAGAACCCGGGCUGGGGUCAAACGCAGCCGGUGGAGACCAACAUCGUCUGUCGGCUAGACAGCUCAGGAGGGGCCGUCCAGCUUCCGGACACCAACAUCAGCAUCCACAUCCCCGAAGGCCACGUGGCCCCGGGGGACACCCAGCAGAUCUCGAUCAAAGCUCUGCUCGACCCCCCGCUGGAGCUGAACAACGACCGCUGCACCACCGUCAGCCCCGUGGUGGAGAUCAAACUCAGCAACAUGGAGACCAAAACCACCGUCACCCUGGACAUGAAAGUGUCCGUCGUGGUGAAAAUGGAGAGCAGGGAGACGACAGAAGUCUUGUGUGUCAGGAGUGAUUGUAAAGAGGGACCUUACACUCCCAUUCCUCAGGCGUACAUGUACGGGGACACAGUCCAGGUGUGCCUGGAUAACCUGGAACCGUGCAUGUAUGUGUGUGUUGUGGCUCAGUCCCAGUCCCUCUCUCCAGACUCCACAGUUUGGGAGCAUGUGGUUAAAAAGAUCACCUUAGGAGUAUAUGGUCCCAAACAUAUUCACCCGUCCUUCAAGACAGUCGUGGCUAUGUUUGGUCAUGACUGUGCUCCAAAGUCGCUAUUGGUGAGUGAGGUGGGCAAACAGGCACAGGCUGCUCCAUCAGUGGUGCUGCAGCUCUGGGGUAAGCACCAGUUUGUCCUGUCCAAACCCCAGGACCUCCGCGUCGGAGUUUACUCCAACAUGGCCAACUACGAGGUAAAGGCUGGCGACCAGGCCAGAGUGGUGCGGGGCUUCCAGGUUAAACUAGGCAAAGUCAGCCGGCUCGUCUACAUCAUUGCCUCGCGCAACGGGGAAGAUGUUUCCGAUUUCACCUUAAGGAUCCAGGUCAAAGACGACCAAGAUUGUAUACUGGCUCAGUUUUGUGUCCAGACACCGACACCUCCACCCAAAGCAGGCCCAAAGACAUCAGUGCAGCGGCGUUUCCUGAAGAAGAAGGAAGUGGGCAAGAUAGUCUUGUCUCCCCUCGCCAUCGCCACAAAGUACCCUGUUUUUCAGGACAGGAGAAUAAAUAACCUGAAGUUUGGAAAAUUAAUCAAAACUGUCAUCCGGCAAACGAAAAACAUGUACUUGCUGGAGUAUAAAAAAGGAGACUUUGUAGCUCUGUUGAGCGAGGAGAGGAUCAAGCUGAAGGGUCAGCUGUGGACAAAGGAGUGGUACAUUGGAUAUUAUCAGGGCAAAAUGGGAUUUGUUCAUGCAAAGAAUGUGCUGGUGGUUGGCAAAGUUAAGCCCAUUUACUUCAGCGGGCCCGACCUCGCGACUUCAUCGUUACUCGAGCAGAUACUGAAGCCCUGCAAAUUCCUCACGUACAUCUACGCCUCCGUAAGAACUAUACUGAUGGAGAACAUCGGCAACUGGCGGGCGUUCGCGGACGCCCUCGGAUACGUCAACCUGCCGCUGACCCAUUUCUGCCGCGCGGAGCUGGACAGCGAGCCCGAGAGGGUGGCAUCAGUGCUGGAGAAGCUGAAGGAGGACUGCAACAAUGCAGAGAGCAAAGAGCGAAAGUCCUUCCAGAAAGAACUCCUGACAGCUCUGUUGAAGAUGGACUGUCAGGGUCUCGUGGCCAGACUGGUCAUGGACUUUGUCCUGCUGACCACGGCCGUGGAGGUGGCCGGGCGCUGGAGGGAGCUGGCUGAGAGGCUCGUCAAGGUUUCGCGCCAGCAGAUGGACGCUUACGAGGCGCCGCAUCGCGACAAGAACGGGGUGGUGGACAGUGAGGCCAUGUGGAAGCCGGCGUACGACUUCCUGGUCACGUGGGCCGCUCAGAUCGGCGACAGCUACAGAGACGUGAUCCAGGAGCUGCACAUGGGCUUAGACAAGAUGAAGAGCCCCAUCACCAAACGCUGGAAGCACCUGACUGGCACGCUCAUCCUGGUCAACUGCCUGGACGCCCUGCGGAGCUCCGCCUUCAGUCCCGCCGCUCAGGACGACUACGCCAUCUGAACUCUUCUCUGUUAAUCCUGCCGGUGUCCUCCCCCUACCCUCCCUCACCAGCUCACCUCGCUCUUCUGGAGCAUUUUAAAAGUUACACAGUUUGAAAUGCUGCAUAUCAGCUAUGUGCUCACUCUGAAUGCCACUACUGCUGUCGUAUGUUGUUCUGUUUCCUGCGGCGCUGCCUUCAGCUCCUCGUGCCCAGGGGAACGCCGUCGGACCCACCCACCCACCCACACGUCUCCGCGGCCACCGGCCAAACAGCACAGCGUUGUACGGAGCUCGCAGUAUUCACAAAGACUCUUUUAAUAGUUCCUGUCUUGCAUAGUUAUGUAUUUUUGUACUCUUAUUAUGGCACAGCAUUUUUUUAAAGCAACACUUUGGUUAAGAACUGUGGAUUGAACGCCAAGAAAGACACUUUUUUUCAAGAAAAGACACUUUUAGAUAUCGUAUCCUUGUUACCGUAGCCUUGUCACAUGUGUCAAACCUGUUCUAUUUAUUUGUACGUCAAAGAGAAAAGUCACUUUUUCCUUCUCUUCUUCAGGUUCUCUCUCGCUGUGGUCCCGCUCAUUUCAGAGAUCCAAAUAGUCGGCUGUCAGUCUGUAUUUUUUUUAAGACCUGGCACCGAAGAACACGGAAUAAUUUAUUAAUCUUGCACACCAAGAAUCAAGCUCUCCACCAGUGCCAAAACAUGUAGUCAAAUAAUCAACAACAGAUGAAAUAGUCUAAAUUGAUUCUCUGAUUAAUUCUCUGGUUCCAGCUUCUCAGAUGUUCAUUAGGACUCACUUUUUUUCUGACUAAACUAUUGUGGUAGAGAGCUCAACAGUUCAUCCUUGACCUUGUGAAACAGCCGUUGACAAAACAACCUCAACUCAAGGUCCACUCACUCACUUCUCCUGGUGCUUUUGACCGUAUCUCACGGUCUUCAUCGGCAGUUUGCUCAGUUGUCAUGGAGCUACUGUAGAUGUUCACCGUCUCUCUCCGUGAUUCUGAGUUUAAAUGCCCAGACGCACCAAGCCGACAUCAAAGAAUUAGCGGCGACGAAGGCCGCCCGUUGCGCCGCCUCACGUCAACCUUUGUCUUGGCCGACAAGUUGCAUUCGAACACACUGCGAAGACUACAGGCGACGGCCAGUUAGCGCAUACGUUCUGCGCCUGCGUGAGAGGAAAUAACUCUCCACACCGGCAGGUGUGACGGUAGUCUGUAGUCGUCGUUCAAAAAGGGAAACAGGAAGACCGAGGACGGCGGAUGAACAAGCCGUUGCUAUGAUACGUACAUGAAACAAAGCGGCGUUUGCCGACCAUUUUCACACCACCCUCACUCACUACUUAGCUUCAU